AAGUUUGGAUCAGUUACAGGGAUGUGGUGUUUGAACAGUGUAUGUUUUUUGCUUUUGCCUUUAUUCGUUAUCAACAUUAUUUGUUUGCAUUGAAUUGUUUACUUUAGUUGGGCCUAUCUUUAUCAUUUUUAACUCGUAACCUUAUGGACAUUUGUCAGGGAAUUCUUGUGACGCACAAAAACAAUUGUAGGCUUAUAGUCUACAAUCAGACGUCAAGAUUAGGCCUACAUGAGGGAAUGAAUAAAUAGUAACAAAAGCUAAGUUUCAGUUUAAUGACAAAGCCUAUUAAAGGCCUAUUGUACAGAAUGGGUUAGGGUCAGAGUUAGUCCAAUGCAACACUCCGGUGCUAAAUGACACCACAAGCUUUAUAACGGGGUGGUUCUGUCGGUCGGGGGAGGAGUCGAAGAGAAAGCCUGGAUGUCCAAACAGAUACGUAUAGGAUCCAUUCAGCCUUCGUGACUCACACAGAUUCAGGCUAUCCUCUUUGUGUGAAAAAUUGUGUGUCAGUCGUAUCCCUUCAUGGAGUGAAAAGGUCGGUUUUCGACAUUGUUACUGCCGUGGCCGUACAGCCGGUGACACCCAUGGUUUAUCUAACGGGAGCCCCGUGUGAGGCGCGCAGCAAGCAGGCGUCUCCAGAUGGGAUGUUUGACGCCACCGCCUGGAGGAUCCGUCACAUCUGGGAGGGGGUGAGGCUUGAGGUGGCGGGGGACGCGAGCCCUGUGGUCCUUCACAGUUUCACACAACUGGACCCCGAUCUUCCGCUCUUGGAGAACGCGACUCAGGAGAUCGGGGAGGAGGUGGAGGAGGGGGCCGUGUACUCCAUCACGCUGAGGAAGCUGCAGAUGCACCAGGCGCCCAGCAGGGGGCAGCGCUGGCUGGGCGCGGACGCGGAUGCGGCCCUCAGCCUGUACGAGACGUGCAAGGUGCGCACCAUCAAGGCGGGGACGCUGGAGAAGCUGGUGGAGUACAUGAUGGCAGCCUUCCGGGGGAACGACUCCACCUACGUCACCAUCUUCCUCUGCACAUACCGCUCCUUCGCCUCCACCAAGCAGGUGCUGGACCUGCUGCUGAACAGGUAUGCUAAGCUGCAACACCUCCCAGGAUCAGAAGCCUACAGACUGACUCAUGAUGACCGGACCGAACUACGGAACACCAUCUCGUCCAUCCUGGGCGCGUGGCUGGAUCAGUAUUCAGAGGACUUCUGGAAGCCUCCUGAGUACAGCUGUCUCCGCCGCCUGGUCUCGUACCUCCACCUCAACUUCCCCGGCUCUGACCUGGAGCGCCGCGCCUGUAACCUGCUCGCUCACUUUCACCGCCGGCAGUUGCAGGAACCCGAACACGAGGUGCUGGACCAUGGCCCCUACACCUUCACCCUGCUGGAGGAGAAUGGCUUUGAGGAUUACCGGCCAGACUUCCUGACUUUUGACCCCACCGUGGUGGCUGAGCAGUUGACCCUCAUGGAUGCAGAGCUUUUUAAAAAGGUGGUUCCGUAUCACUGCCUGGGCAGCAUCUGGUCUCAGCGCGACAAGAAAGGCAAAGAGCACCUAGCUCCCACCAUCCGGGCCACCGUCACCCAGUUCAACUGUGUCACCAACUGUGUAAUCGCCACCUGCCUGGGUAACCGCUUGCUGAAACCCACACAGAGGGCCAAGGUGGUGGAGCGCUGGAUCGAUGUGGCCAGGGAGUGUCGUAUUCUGAAGAAUUUCUCCUCUCUGCGGGCCAUCCUCUCAGCUCUGCAGUGCAACCCUGUUCACCGGCUCAAGAGGACCUGGGAUGAAGUGUCUAGGGAGAACUUCCGGAUAUUCCUUGAGCUAUCGGAGAUUUUCUCAGAUGAGAAUAACCACUCGCUGAGCAGAGAGCUGCUGGUGAAGGAGGGAACAUCUAAGUUUGCCACUCUGGAGAUCAACCCCAAACGAGCCCAGAAGAGACAACAACCCAGACACCUGAGUGUGAUGCAGGGCACCAUUCCCUACCUAGGGACGUUCCUCACAGACCUGGUGAUGAUGGACACGGCUAUGAAGGACUAUCUGGACGGAGGGCUCAUCAACUUUGACAAGAGGAGGAAGGAGUUUGAGGUGAUCGCCCAGAUCAAGCUGCUGCAGCUGGCCUGCAACAACUACAACUUCACCAGGAACACCCGCUUCAGGGAGUGGUACUCCAGCCUGGACAAGCUUACAGAGGCAGAGAGCUAUAGCCAGUCCUGUGAGAUUGAGCCUCUGUCUGAAUCUGCCUCCAACACUCUGAAGGCCAAGAAGAACACAGGGAUAAUCAAGCGUUGGAGCGAUCGCCAGCCAGCCAGUACUGAGGCAGGAUCCAGCGGCUCCCACUCCAAGUCGUUCGACCAGCUGCGCUACGCCUCAUGCCUGGGGGGAGGGGGGGAGGGGGGAGACUCCCUGAGUGUCACCUCCGCUGGCUCUAGCAGCUCUGAUGUGGAAGAGGUCAGCUUCAUCUCACACUCACCGGACGCCCCGGAGCGCAAGACCUCCACGCCUUCCGUAAAACAUUCCAAUUCCGCGUUAGGAAAGUGUGGCCCCUUGCCUGACCUGGCACCCACGUUCUGGGAGUCGACCUCCCUGUCAUCGCUGGACGCGUCCGGCCUGGGCUCUGGUUCCGGUUCCAGCAGUGCCUCCUCCUCCUCCAUGUCCUCCACGCCAGGUUCCCGCUCACACAAGCGCUCCGUCUCUGGGGUGUCCAGCUACUCCUCCCUCUCCCUGCCACUCUACAACCAGCAGGUGGACGACUGCUGCAUCAUACGGGUCAGCCUGGACGUAGACAACGGAAACAUGUACAAGAGCAUCCUGGUGACCAGUCAGGACAAGACUCCGGCGGUGAUCAGGAAGGCGAUGGUGAAGCACAACCUGGACCGUGAGAGACCAGAGGAAUACGAGCUGCUGCAGAAGAUCUCAGACGAGAAAGAGCUGAAGAUCCCCGACAACGCCAACGUGUUCUACGCCAUGAACUCGUCCGCCAACUACGACUUUGUCCUAAAGCGCCGAGGGUUUCCCCGGGGGGCCCGGCCCAAGCACGGCUCCAGCUCCACGCUGCCUCGCAUGAAGCAGAAAGGCCUGAAGAUCGCCAAGGGUAUCUUCUAACCGGGCCAUGAAGAACCAGCAGCUGGAACCCCCGAGCCCCUCUGUCUGCCGCGAGGGGGCCCUGGCCGGCAGAGCCUCCUGCCUGGAGUCACAACCACAAGCCUUCAGGGACUCAUGCAGGAUAGAGGACACUCACAGCCAGACAACGUUCACAGCUUACAGACCCAAGGACCCACGUGGCUCUUUAUCAGUGCAGCCAGCUGGAGAUACUGAUGUGUGUUCACACCUGGUGUGUGUUCACACCUGGUGUGUGUUCAGAUAUUCUGAGGAACUCCUGAAGCUCCAAGCUGAGCUGUGGACUCAGCCGCUGUGUUGAUGCAGCUGUGUUGAUGCAGCUGUGUUGAUGCAGCUGUGUUGAUGCUGCUGUGUUUUCUGCCUGGUGGAGGGAUCUCCUACAGGAACGUAAAGAAGGACACGUCACUAAGGGUACCGAUACGGACUGGACUGGUCACAGGGCCAUCUUUGUUCGUCCCUCUGUCUGGAACGCUGUCUUGUUCCAGACUUGGUUUCAUUUUGACCCAAAGGAGCAUUAUCGCCACAAACACUCACUAGCUGCUCCUGUCACUGCUGCGAUGCGGCCACCUGCAUUUACAUAAACUGUCUUUCUAAAAUGUUGGUGCUAUCAAAGCUACAGCUGCCAGCCAGCCCACCACCCUUCACUUGUCAGGUUUCACCUCUCUGUUAGCCUAGAGUCAGAGUAAGAGAACUAGCUCCACACGUGUGAGGAGCCGGCCUUGCCUCUGGGCUGCAGCUGAGGAGCCGGCCAUGCCUCUGGGCUGCAGCUGAGGAGCCGGCCUUGCCUCUGGGCUGCAGCUGAGGAGCCGGCCAUGCCUCUGGGCUGCAGCUGAGGAGCCGGCCUUGCUUCUGGGCUGCAGCUGAGGAGCCGGCCUUGCCUCUGGGCUGCAGCUGAGGAGCCGGCCUUGCCUCUGGGCUGCAGCUGAGGAGCCGGCCUUGCCUCUGGGCUGCAGCUGAGGAGCCGGCCUUGCCUCUGGGCUGCAGCUGAGGAGCCGGCCUUGCCUCUGGGCUGCAGCUGAGGAGCCGGCCUUGCCUCUGGGCUGCAGAGGCAAGGCCUCUGGGCUGGGUAGGAUGGUUCCUGGCUCUGGUGAUCUAGACAUGCUGGGCAUUAUCAAACUGGCCACUGGAGACAAAAUGCAGACUCUGGGAGCCAACAUGGCGACUGUUGAACCAGUCAUAAGGCGUGGGUCAGAAAACACUAAAGGUUUGUAACUGACAAAAUGAUGACAGUGCUCUUAUAUUUUCAGAAAGUUAUUAGCUCAGAGCCCUGAACCACCUGCCAUUAAGCAGGAGAACAGUCCAGAGAGAUCCUGCUUUCUGUCAGGUGACCAUGGGGUUCCUGUCAGCUUAGAAGGAGUGAGGUAAAUGAUGUUGAGUAUGUGAUGUCUGUUCAAAAAAAAAGGGAAAGAGAGAGAGAGAGAGAGAGAGAGAGAGAGAGAGAGAGAGAGAGAGAGACGGGAGACAGAGACGGGGAGACAGAGACGGGGAGACAGAGGGACAUGAAUGUUGUAUUGCGUACUGAAACCGUUGUCUGUGGUCCAGUUUUUUGUGUAACAAAAAAAAGACCGUCACCUGAGUCUGCCAAGCCAACCCUAACCACCUUUCCAUCCAUCCAUAAUCUGGACAGCCGGACAGGGCUGCAGUGACA
This is a messenger RNA of Hypomesus transpacificus, 4755 nucleotides long. RefSeq names its product ral guanine nucleotide dissociation stimulator-like. Gene Ontology annotation, cellular component: plasma membrane. Gene Ontology annotation, molecular function: guanyl-nucleotide exchange factor activity. The transcript is spliced from 19 exons. Bases 582 to 3092 code for a protein of 836 amino acids. Lineage: Eukaryota; Metazoa; Chordata; Actinopteri; Osmeriformes; Osmeridae. Gene Ontology annotation, biological process: Ras protein signal transduction; positive regulation of GTPase activity. The record is from RefSeq and is a predicted model, not a curated record.